Molecule: messenger RNA, 492 nt
Organism: Polyodon spathula (Mississippi paddlefish)
Lineage: Eukaryota; Metazoa; Chordata; Actinopteri; Acipenseriformes; Polyodontidae
Product: lymphotoxin-alpha-like
Exons: 1
Coding region: 58-444 (128 amino acids)
Biological process (GO): immune response
Cellular component (GO): membrane
Molecular function (GO): tumor necrosis factor receptor binding
Source: RefSeq, a predicted model, not a curated record
GACCACGCUAAGCUGUCCUGGCUCAGCAACGUCAACCAAGCUUUCCUUCAGAACGGCAUGCGGUUGGAGAAUGAGCAGGAGCUGGUGAUCCCUGCAGACGGUCUCUACUUCAUUUACGCUCAGGUGGUGUUCAAGGGGAUGGGCUCUUCGGAGGAGGACAAGGGCGCCUCAAACUCGUGGAAUGGCUGCAGCGGCCGUGGCUCCUCCACCAAGAUUCUCUCGCUGUCGGUGGAGAGGUGGUCAGACGCCUAUCCCGUGUACGAGUCCAUCCUGAGCACCUCACGCUCCAUCUGCCUGCAGACGAAUCAGGGAGGGGUGUGGACCGUGCCCCUGUACCAGGGAGCAUUGUUCAAGUUAGCUCAGGGAGACAAGCUGAAAGUGAACGCCAACCUCCUCAAUCUGAUUAACGACAGUAAGACCUUUUUUGGGGCUUUUGCGGUUUAGGUGAAAUCUCUUGUUGUAUAUGCUGAGAGAGUUUGAUCAUGGUACGAA